Messenger RNA from Thunnus maccoyii (southern bluefin tuna), 1279 nucleotides. It is a transcript of the gene dcxr, whose product is annotated as dicarbonyl/L-xylulose reductase. Bases 434 to 1168 code for a protein of 244 amino acids. Lineage: Eukaryota; Metazoa; Chordata; Actinopteri; Scombriformes; Scombridae. Gene Ontology annotation, biological process: glucose metabolic process; xylulose metabolic process. Gene Ontology annotation, molecular function: carbonyl reductase (NADPH) activity; L-xylulose reductase (NADPH) activity. The record is from RefSeq and is a predicted model, not a curated record. The transcript is spliced from 9 exons.
GGCCCAUCAGCUCUGGAACUCCCUGCAUGAGGGUUUUAUUUUCACCAUGUAUUAUCUGAAAUAUUACUUUUCAUUUUAUUUGCCCCAAUGCACUCUGGUUCAACCGUACAAAGCACUUUGUAACUUUGUUUGGAAAAGUGCGGUAUAAAUAUAUUUUUUUAACAUUAUGUGCAUGGAGAGGAGUGAGUGAGAAAAUGUUUUAUUGCCAUUUGGAUCAGCUGUUCAUAGACUGACAGCUGUUCACGUGAAAUCGUGUCUGUUCACGGUGACUGUGCAGAACUGACCUGGAAGAAAAACAUCUUUUGACCAUUAACUUAGUGUAACGUUAAUCUUUGAGCCCAGCGGAACCCGGACACGCCGCUUCCUGCAGCCUGCUGCCCGGACUGACGCUGUCUGCUGCUCUGCUGGCUGAUCUCACUAGACCUCACCGACCAUGGAGAUCUCAUUUUCAGGCAAACGAGCUCUGGUUACCGGAGCAGGAAAAGGGAUCGGCAGGGCCACAGCUCUGGCUCUGGCACGCUGCGGGGCAAAGGUCACGGCGGUCACACGCACACAGGCCGACCUGAACACUCUGGUGCAGGAGUGUCCCUCCAUCACCCCGGUGUGUGUGGACCUGGCAGACUGGGGGGCCACAGAGGCAUCCCUGCAGGAUGUUGGCCCCAUUGAUCUGCUGGUGAAUAACGCUGCCUAUGCCAACCUGCAGCCAUUUCUGGAGGUCACAUCCGACCAGUUUGACAGGUCAUUCAAUGUGAAUGUGAAAGCUGUGCUGCAUGUUUCCCAGAUAGUGGCAGGUGGUAUGAAGGCCAGAGGAUCAGGAGGCUCCAUCGUCAACGUGUCCAGCCAGGCGUCGCAGUGUGCCCUCAGAGACCACACUGUGUACUGUGCCACUAAAGCAGCACUGGACAUGCUGACUAAAGUCAUGGCUCUAGAGCUGGGACCCCAUCAGAUUCGUGUGAACAGUGUGAACCCCACAGUGGUGAUGACUGAGAUGGGCCGCCUGGGCUGGAGCGACCCUGAAAAAGCCAAGAGCAUGACGUCCCGCAUCCCCCUGGGCCACUUUGCAGAGGUGGAGGAUGUGGUGAACAGUAUUUUAUUCCUGCUGAGUGAUAAGAGCAACAUGACGAAUGGAGUCAGUCUGCCAGUGGACGGAGGCUUCCUGGCCUGCUAACCAACACGACUCAACCUCAGCACGCUGCCCAUUUGUUCUUCUGUCUCAUGACCUCACUGUGUUAUUCACACAGAGGUCAAUUUACGAAAUAAACACACCUACUGCACAAUU